Dujonia railenensis is the source of this 2808-nucleotide messenger RNA. Lineage: Eukaryota; Fungi; Ascomycota; Pichiomycetes; Serinales; Debaryomycetaceae. The record is from the annotation of a GenBank genome assembly.
AUGAGUUGGUCGCCUAACCCUUCUGCCUUAGAGCACCUUCAAAAUAUACUUCGCGCGACGCUAUCUUCUUCUGACAAUGAGAGAAGGGCUGCCAACGAUGAGUUGGAUCUGGCCAAGCUCCAGCCUGAAAUUGAAAAUUAUUUGUUGCUUAUCUUAAUUGGAAAAAUUGGCAGUGUAGUAGUGGUGGAAGCCAGAUCUGAUAUCAGGGCUUCUGCCGGAUUGAUCCUUAAGAAUUUGGUAUUGAAACUGGAUAAUGUGAAGGAGAGAGGCUUCUUAUUGCAGCAUGUAUUGGAAGGCUUAUAUUCCGAUGAGAACAUGGUACGGAACAUUACCGGAAACGUUAUCACGAGUUUAUUUAGCAUAUAUGGUUAUGAAAGAUGGCCAGAAGUGAUCGGUAGAUUAGCAGAAAUGCUGGGAUCGACCAAUGUAGAUACUUCAGUGAGCACAGCUGCCAUAGGAGCACUCGCUAAGAUCAGUGAAGAUUCAGCUCUGGCAUUGGAUAGAGAUUAUGGUAAUGGGAACCAUCCAUUAUCGAGCUUGAUCCCACAAUUGCUUCACUUGUGUGAUUCCAGUGCUAAUUCUAAAGUAAGAGCACAAGCAGUCCAUUGCUUGAACCAAUUUGUGCCCUUGCAAAGUCAACUGUUCUUGGUGCAUUUAGAUACCUUCUUGGGUAAACUUUUCCAACUAGCAUCUGAUCUGGAUAGUGAAGUUCGUAGAAAUGUUUGUACAGCAUUCUCGCUGAUCCUUAAUGCUAGAGCAGACAAAUUACAUCCUCAUUUGGAUGGUGUGAUCAACUACUGCUUGCAUUCUAUGCAAGAUUCCGAUGAAGAUGUUGCUAUUGAGGCUUGUGAGUUUUUAUUAGCAUUGGCAAGCACUUCUACACCAGAGUUAGACCAGGCUGUCUUUAAGCCAAAGUUGGCACUCAUUCUACCAGUCUUACUUGAAAAAAUGGUAUACCUGGAGGAAGACAUAUUUUUAAUGAGUGUGGUAGACGAAAGGGAUAAUGCGGAAGUUAAGGACAAAGAUGAAGAUAUCAAACCCCAGAACGUGAAGGCCAAGACUCAUACCACAGAAACUAGUAAGGAAAAGAAAAAAGGCAAUAGUAAUGGAAGCAACUCUGAUGAUGAAGAUGAUGAUGACUAUGACGAUGAUUCUGAUUCGGAUGACGAUGAUGAAUUAUCUGAAUGGUCUCUUAGAAAAUGUGCUGCAUCCACGUUGGACGUGCUCUCUAUAAAUCUUCCUGGUGAAGUUCUCCAUGUGACUCUUCCUAUACUCCAGGAAAGAAUAGUGUCCGAAAACUGGCCAACUCGUGAAGCAUCCAUUUUAGCAUUUGGUGCAGUUUCCAAAUCAUGCAUGGAGUUAGAAGCUGAUAAAUUACCAACUUUAGUUCCCUUCCUUGUGGAGAGGCUCCAAGAUCAGCAACCAAGAGUUAGGCAAAUUACCUGUUGGACAUUAUCCAGAUACGCUAGCUGGGUAUGUGCCGAAGCUCAUGGAGAAUAUUCCAACUUUUUCCAGCCAACAUUUCAAUCUGUGGUUACAUGCGCUUUGGAUCCCAAGAAAGUUGUCCAGGAAGCUGCAUGUUCAGCGCUCUCUGGCUUCAUCGAGGAAGCUGAAUCUUCUGUAAUUCAAUUCUACUUGGGCCCCCUUUUGGAACAUUUUACUAAAUGUUUCCAAACUUAUCAACGUAAAAAUAUGAUAAUUUUGUACGAUUGUGUUCAAACUUUUAUCGAGAAAAUGGGAUACGAAGUUUUAUCUUCUGACCCAUCAUACAUCAAUGCAUUACUCCCGCUGCUUUUGGAAAAAUGGCAUAGUCUCAAAGAUGAUGACACUGAUUUAUGGCCCUUGUUAGAAUGCAUGGCUAGUGUUGCAGCUACGCUACAAGACUUAUUUGUACCAUAUGCUGUCCCUGUGUAUGCCAGAGCUAUUAAUAUUCUAUCGAACUGUAUUCAGCAAGACCAGCAAUGCCAAACAAAUAUCAACAUUGAGCCACCUGAAAAGGAUUUCAUGGUCACUAGUUUGGAUUUGGUAGAUGGCUUGAUACAGGGAUUCGGUAGUCACUCUAUUGAAUUGAUUCAACAAAAUCCAGCGAACUUGAUGGAAAUCUUGCUUGUAUGCUUAGAAGACUAUACUGAUGAUGUGAGGCAAUCCGCAUAUGCAUUACUUGGAGAUUUAGCCAUAUUUGUGAUGGAACCUUUGGUGAAGCCAUACUUUCAUAGCAUUUUUGUAUCCAUUGGGAAUGAAAUAAACAACAGAACAUAUAAUUCAUUUCCAGUUUACAACAAUGCAAUUUGGUCUCUAGGUGAAAUAUGCAUGAGGUUACAAUUUUCAGACUUGGAAGGCUUUAUUCCAAAUUUACUUGACCUAUUAAUCCCAGUAAUGAAUUCUUCUGACACUCAACAAACAGUACUUGAAAACGCUUCCAUUUGUUUAGGUAGAUUGGGUCUUACAACGCAAGGUGCAGCAAUGAUUGCCCCUAGACUUCAAGAGUUCAUUUUGCAGUGGUGUGGACAAGUAUUAUAUUUAGUUGAUAACAAUGAAAAGGAAACUGCAUAUGAAGGAAUGUUGAAUAUUAUCAACGCCAAUCCUGAUUUAGGAUUCGGUGGCUUGUCAAAUCAACAAGGUAGAAAGAAUCUUUCAAUAUUUAUUGAUUGCAUUGGAAAUUAUCCAGGAGCUCCUGAGGAGUUGGCGAACAAGUUUGCACAAAUAUUGCAGGCAUACAGACAAAUGAUUGGAGAAGAAGUUUGGUUGCAAAUUAUAGGUUCUUUUGAUAAUGAGACUAGAAGGAAUUUGAGCUUAUACGGUGUAUGA